GAAAAAUCCCUUGUUCUGGCGGCUGAAACUAAGUAGAGAAGAUUCCCAGCGUUUUUAAAUAUUCUACUAGCAAGAAGCCUAUGUUGUCAUGAUUUUUGCAUUGAACCAUCUUCAAAAGUUUCAAGAAACAGGGGAAAAACAUGGCAGGGUUGGAACCAAAAUCGACACUGGCAUCGCCAGGGGAGAGUGUGAUUGUUGUGAUCGAUGCAAACCGGAACAAAGUCAUGGUAGAUGCACUUGCAUGGGCUAUUCGAAACAUUGUGCAGCCUAGAGACACGGUGGUGGUUCUUGGUCUUUUAUCCGAGGUCUGGAAGAAGAACGCAUGCAUUCCACUCUUUUCUGGUACAUGGGUGAGACUGGAGUUUUCGGGGCAAGGAGAAUUGAGCCCCAAAGAAUUUGAAGAAGAGCUCGAGAGAAAGAGGGAAGAAUACCAGUCUGCAAUCCAGCCAUUCUACCGGCAAUGCAAGAAGAAUGGGGUAAAACUGGAGGCUAAACUGGCUGUUGGAUAUGAUCCGAAAACAAUCACAGUGGAAAAUGCACACAAAUUUAACCCUAGGUGGAUAAUUCUAGACAGUCACUUGAAAAGAGAUAAGGUGUAUAUAUACGGCCAUGUGACCUGCAAUGUUGCUGUCAUGAAAGAAAAGGGUGUAGCAACCUUAAUGCCAUCAAGAGGGCUUGCCAGUGAGCGAUUUUCUGUUGACAGACAAGAUAACGAUACUGAAAAAGGAGCUGACAUAGAGCAAGAGGAAUGUCAUGAUCUUGCUCAAGAUUCAAUUUGGGUCUUACCCACAUUAUCUUCACCCCGGAGUCCUUGCUGGUAUCCACUUUCAUGGAGAAGCGGUUUCCCUAAAGUUUUCUCUUUCGAUGAACUUGAAGUGAUGACAAACGGCUUUUCUAAAGAACAUUUGUUGAUAGCAGAUGGGGAUAAGAUAGUCUAUGAUGGUAUAUGUCAGGAAACUCCUGUCAUAAUCAAGAAGUUCUCCGCGGAAGAUGACCAAGCAAUAGCAUUGCUGAAGAUCCUUUCACGAGUCAGACAUCGCAAUAUUUUUAACCUGGUUGGAUAUUGUUCAACUCAUGAUUCUCUUGCUCUGCUAUUUGACUAUCCCUGCAGUGGUGCUCUCAAAAUGUACUUGCGAAGUGAUGAGUCGGCCAAGAAUCUUUCGUGGAAAGCUAGGUGGUACAUUGCUCUUGAUAUAGGUGCAGCCAUCCGCUAUCUUCACGAGGAAUGUAUUGAUGGACCUAUAGUAGAUGUCAUCGUAGAUUCGUGGAAUAUAGUAAUAUGUCAUGGUUCGUCUUCCUUACUUAACAUAAGCCACACGGCAAAGUGGCUCAAACAUGAUAGUUUCUAUGACGAACUUUCACAAGACAAAUGCCAGGAUACAGAAAGUGAAAAACGACUUUCUGCUGAUGUAAGUGCUUACGGAGUACUCCUCAUAGAGCUGAUAACUGGAAAGAGUGAGCCGACUUAUGAAGAGCGGACUGAGGGGCACCCUUCUCUAGUUGACUGGGCAUUGCCACUUCUUGAAAAUGGUUCACUUGACCAAGUGAUGGAUCCGCGAUUGGCACGUUCUAAUGAUUCUGCUAUGAUUGAUAACAUGGUUCGUGCUGCAUUACUCUGUCUAAAAAGAGAUUCAGGCCACAAGUCUGUAAUUAGCAAGGCCUUGGCUGUGCUUAGAGGAGAAGAAUUUGCAGUAACCAUAAAGCCCUAGAUUGCUAGUACAUUUCAUUCAGGAGAGGAUGCCUGAAAUUUGUUGUUAAGAUUGUUAAUGGUUAUUCAUCUGUGAUGCCAAUAUAUUAUCAUAAUUUUGUCAAAAUUAUAUUA
Molecule: messenger RNA, 1822 nt
Organism: Daucus carota subsp. sativus
Lineage: Eukaryota; Viridiplantae; Streptophyta; Magnoliopsida; Apiales; Apiaceae
Product: serine/threonine-protein kinase CDG1
Exons: 9
Coding region: 141-1709 (522 amino acids)
Biological process (GO): protein phosphorylation; aromatic amino acid biosynthetic process
Cellular component (GO): plasma membrane
Molecular function (GO): oxidoreductase activity; protein tyrosine kinase activity; ATP binding
Source: RefSeq, a predicted model, not a curated record